AUGGCUCCCGCCAUUUGGCCCCAGCAACCCGUCGCCUUGCUGCUGGUGGUGCUCCUCGCCGUCGUCCAGCGUGUGAGUGCGUCGGACGCCGCCCAGCUGUCGCUGCCUUCCUACCACUAUGGCGCAGCCAUCUCUGUCGAGUGCAUGAACCGGAGCUCAGAAACAGGCGAGCACAUCGAAGAUCCGGAGAACCAUGAGCUCCAGUGGAUCCCCUUCCCAGUCUGCGAAGAGACCAACAAGCCGCUCGAGUUCCACUACGGCAUCGAGGCCGAAGUGAACUGUACCAUCCCCAUGAUCAGCGACCCCUUCUUCCACCUCCUCGAGUUCUACGUCCACUCCGACGCGCCCCUCUCCUGCCGGCUCCCAUCCCGCCCUCCGCCUCACGUCGAGAUAGUCGAUGAGAAGCCUGUGGCCCAGGAGUAUAUCCCGCUGGUCUUCGCCCUCGCGGGGACCCUGCAGUUCAGCCACAUGCACAUCUCGACACACAUGAAUGUGCUGCUGCACAGCACCCCAAAACACCACAUACACCCCCACGACAGCGGCGUCCUAGACUCCGGGAUCGCCUACAGCACCAGCCCGCUGAGCCACAUGGCCGGCACGGCAACCAAGAAACUGAUUAUUGGGGACCCACUACCGUUGAGCUUCAGCGUGCGGUGGUUCCCCACGCCCGCGCUGCCCAAGACGGAGGGCAGGGUCGAGUGGCAGGGCAUGGGAGGGCACAUCUACGCAAGUACCGUGUUUUACAGUCUGGUGUCGUUUCUAGCGGGCAUUUGUGUCACAGCGGUGUAUUUCUUUGGAAUGGUAUUGCCUAAGAGGCUCAAAGGAAGAGCGCUGGGAGGCGCCACCCCACUGGGUUAUGGAUUGAAUGGCGUUGGCAAUGGCUGGGGAAUCCCAAUGGCGAAAAGGGCUAUCGAUUAG
Messenger RNA from Diaporthe citri, 918 nucleotides. RefSeq lists its product as uncharacterized. The coding region runs from base 1 to 918 and encodes 305 amino acids. The record is from RefSeq and is a predicted model, not a curated record. NCBI's taxonomy places the organism in Eukaryota, Fungi, Ascomycota, Sordariomycetes, Diaporthales, Diaporthaceae. The transcript has 2 exons.